Verruconis gallopava is the source of this 4150-nucleotide messenger RNA. RefSeq lists its product as uncharacterized. Gene Ontology annotation, molecular function: heme binding; peroxidase activity; oxidoreductase activity, acting on paired donors, with incorporation or reduction of molecular oxygen. The coding region runs from base 538 to 3864 and encodes 1108 amino acids. The transcript has 3 exons. Gene Ontology annotation, biological process: response to oxidative stress. Lineage: Eukaryota; Fungi; Ascomycota; Dothideomycetes; Venturiales; Sympoventuriaceae. The record is from RefSeq and is a predicted model, not a curated record.
CUAGCGCUCAGCUGCCUCAAAUCGCUAGCCACUUAUGACUUCAUCGCGACUGCAUGCACAAGUCGCCUUGACCGAGACCUGCUGCAUUAUUCCAAUCGUUCCCUCUCCAGGCGAGUGGUAGUCUCCGAGCACACUCGACACAUACGCCAACGUUCUACUGUACUACUGUGCUGCUGCACGACUGAAGCGCUGCACCCAGUCACGAGCAGCUAUUGCGAAUGACGGACACCUGUCGAAGCUGUCCCCGCCCCUCACCGUAAUGUGUGCGUUGCCGUUGUGAUCAGCGUCCCGAUCAAUGAGAUGUCCGCGCUGCAUGCCUCCACAGCGCCUUCAAGCCAUUUUUCCAUCCCAUGCUCGCCUUCCACCCAGGCCGCAGCCUAUCAGUCAACAAAUUCUUUGAAGCGACCACCCGGAUUGGGAUGGUCAUACGAAUAUCACUUCAGCCAUUAAAAAAACCCUUCAUCUCUAGCCUCAACUAUCCCCUUCUUCGUGACCUGGCUGAAAUCCGAGCGUAAAUAAAAAAUAAUCAUCAGCGCAAUGGCCAUCAUAUCUCAGAGCUCAGAGAUACUCCGCCGGGCGAUUAUCUUCUCAGCCUUUCUCCCGAUUACAUUGGCAUUCUAUUUUGUUACUUUUGCUGCGGAUGUUGUCUUUGGAGAAUCCACAAUGCCUUCUCAGCUUCGUUCAAUCAUCGGCACCAUCCGCAAGAAGCCCACCUCGGCGGCAGAUGGACGCUCAGAGGAAGUUUUGUCUGGAGGCGGUCAGGUGAAGAAGACAUCCAUAGCUCAUGAUGUACGCACUCUUGGCCUGAAGAACACACGCACCGUUGCUGAGGCAAUCACAACGCUUGCUUCUGGUGAACCGUUGGACGACAAAGAAUUACUGCUUGAACAUGGCGUCUCCAUGCUUCAAAGCAUGCCACUCAACAGCGGUUUGAGUGAGAAGAUCUCAGAUGGCUUCAUUUCUAUGCUUUGGAAUGAUCUGCCUCAUCCCGUAGUCACAUAUUCUGGUCCUACAGCAAGAUAUCGACGACAUGAUGGUGGAAACAACAACCCAAAUAACCCGGAGAUGGGUAAGGCUGGUAUGCCCUACGCGCGCAACGUGCCACCAACGAAGCCGAAGGGUCCGAAUUUACCAGAUGUUGAAGCCGUGUACGAAUCACUUCUGAGGCGCGAUGGACCUUUCAAGCCCCAUCCGUCAGGCUUGAAUCGCCUUUUCUUCUCGUUUGCCACAAUGGUUAUCCAUGAAUGUUUCCAGACCUCCAGGACUGAUCAUUGGAUCAACGAGACUUCGAGUUAUGUUGAUCUGAGCACGCUCUAUGGUAACACGGAGAAAGAACAACCGCGCGUCCGCACCUACAAGAAUGGCCUAAUCUACCCGGACUCUAUUGCUUCAGAGAGAAUCAUGAUGAUGCCUCCGGGUGUUAUCGCUAUAUGUCUUUUGUUUUCAAGAAACCACAAUACCAUUGCUGCUGAUCUACUGUCCAUUAAUGAACAAGGGAAAUAUAAGCCGUGGGACGAACUGGAUGAAAAAGGUCAAAAGGAGCAAGACGAGGAUAUCUUUCAGCUUGCCCGUAACAUCAACGUGGGCUUCUUCGCUUCCGUGGUCUUGCGCGACUACGUGUCCGCCAUUCUGAACACACCUCGUGCAAACUCUGAAUGGAAUCUUGCGCUUGGUAAAGAAAUCAAGCAAAUGGGUAAACGCGUGGAGCGAGGUAACGGCAAUGUUGUCUCCGUCGAAUUCUGUGUUUUGUACCAUUGGCACGCUGCGCUCUCCAAUGCCGAUGCUAAAUGGAUGGAGGACAUUAUUCACAAGCAUUUUCCAGAUCUCGAAGACAUUGAGGCCCUAACCCCCAAAAUGUUCUACGAGCUGCUAAUGAAGGAAGGCCACGAGCUGAUGACUACCAAGCCGAAGGAUUGGACUUUUGGAGGUUUGAAGCGCGGUGCGAAUGGCUCGUUCAAUAACGACGACCUGGCCAAGAUCAUCAAAGAUUGCAUCGAAGAACCAGCGCACGCUUUUGGUGCGCAUGGGACACCAAAGAGUUUGAAGAUGGUGGAUAUUCUUGGCCAACUUCAGGCGAGAGAGCACUUCAAUGUGUGCACGUUGAAUGAGUUCCGUAAUUAUCUGAAUCUUAAGAGCUACGAAUCCUUUGAAGAGUGGAACGAGGACCCAGCAGUUGCACGUGCUGCAGAACUGCUCUACGGUCACAUUGACAACCUCGAACUCUACCCUGGCCUUAUGGCCGAGUGCACAAAACCUGCUAUGCCAGGUAGUGGAGUGUGUCCUGGUCAGACCACCGGUCGCGGUAUUCUCGAUGACGCUGUGGCUCUUGUCCGUGGUGAUCGAUUCCUCAGCUACGAUUUCAACAGCAACACACUCACCCAGUGGGGCGCAGCGAAGUUGCAGAAUGCUGCACAUGGAGGUGCAUACGGUGGCGUGCUUCCUAACUUACUUUUCGCUGCUCUACCGGGAGAGUGGUCUGGCACUGGUACCUACGGCUUGCUUCCAUUCUACACGCCGGAGGCAGCGAAGGGGAUUGUGAUGGGCAACAAAGUAGCCGACAAGUACGAAUUCGGAAGACCGUCGAAUGAUCUCGAUCUCGUCAGCAUUCAGACCUCUGCGGGCUGCAGGGCCGUUCUCCAAGAUCGCGACAGUUUCCGUGUCAUGCCUCAGCCCGUUGUGCGUCCAACGGUGGAUCCCUCCUGCUUGAACCCAAAGAUCCUCUUUGAGAGCAACUUUGAGCAAUCAGCCUCUGCGUUUUUUAGCGCGACCGUGAAGAAGCUGAUCCAGAAACAUUCGUUGCAUUUCCGUAAAAAGAACCAGAUCGACAUUGUUCGAGACGUCACCAACAUUGCACCCAUUCUCUGGCUGGCAGACCGGUUCGCGCUUCCUCUCAAAACAUCCGAGCAUCCUAAGGGUGUGCUUACAAUUUACGAGACCUUCACAGCUUAUAUGAUCAUUUUCAUGUAUCAGCACCUUGACAUCACGCCUCAGGCGCGUUGGCAGCUACGAGAAGGAGCUACUACUGCAGCUGGGCCACUUCGAUCGAUUUUCGAAGCGCAUCUCAAGACUCAAGUAGGAAAUGGAAUCAAGGAGGGCAUUGUAGACUGGCUUGCAAAAGGUAGUGCCUUCGAAGUCGGUCCCAAUGCGGACCGCCUCUACCAUGCCCUGCGCGACACCAAGCGCUCUGUAAAGGAUCUAGCCACAGACUGCAUCAGUUUAGGCACCCCAGUCAUCGGUUAUCUCACUCAGCAAGCAUCUUUGCUCAUCGAUCUGUUCCUGAGUCCGGGCUAUGAAGCCUACAAAGAUCGCAUCAUACAGCUCGCGCAUAUGUCACCUGCGGAAUCAGAAACAGAGCUACAGGGCUUCGUGUACGAGGGUAUGCGCCACGCCUCCGCUGUCCCCGGUAUUGCACGCGUUGCGGCAAAGGGCACAGUCGUCGUCGACGGCGAACGUGGUCAGGUUCCCAUCAAGGCCGGCAACACCGUUCUAGCCGCAACUUCAAAGGCAGCGCUCGACCCGACUGUUUUCCCCGAGCCUGAGAAGCUGAACCCGUUCCGUCCACGUGGCGACUACGCCAUCCUUACGGCGGGUAUGCACUCUGGUUUCGGCGAAAAGUUGGCCGGUCCGGCGCUUGCGGCGACGCUGAGGGAGGUGUUCAAGCUCAAGGGCUUGAGACGCGCGCAGGGAAAGCUAGGCAAGUUUUCAAUUGUCGAGAAGGAUUUGAGCGGUGUAAAGGUCAGGUAUUACCUAGACGCUAGCUCGAGGGAGAAUCCAAUCCCAACGAGCUUAACUCUCGAGUACGACCCGGAGAUCAAUGGAGUUCAUACCAACAACGCUCCCGUCAAGAGUGGGUCCAUGUACUAGACCAAUGACGGAGGUUUGUCUUUCGGUUACUAGAUAGGGAUAUCCUAAUUGACGUAAUAUAUGAGAUGGAAAGAAUGCUUACUGACUGCCCAACCCUUGCUCAUUGUGCCGCUCACAGAGAAGAAUCCAUGUCUCGACAGCCCUUGACAUCAGCAUACUAUUCUUUUGUGAGCCUUAGUCAAACUAUGUGAAGACGUGAUCGAGAUGAAGAUUAUCAUGAGCACUGGUAGCGUCAAAAGUGUACAAAUGUUAUACUCUAUCUCAAUAUGAAGAGAACAUCUACGCG